UUCAGGGCUCAGCAUAUAAGAGGGGCCCCAAACCCCGGCUGGCCCCCACAGCAAGCCUAGCAUAGAAGUCCACUCAUCUGCUGGACAAGGCAAGUGCUGCGCUCACCAUCGUCUGGCUGUCCUUCACCCAAACAGCCGAUUUCAUCACGACGACUACACUUCACAGAGGUGUCUGUAAAGCCAAUCGCCAGCACACAAAUACUAUAACCAUUCAGCAUGAAUCUUGAGCCACCCAAACCUGAGAUUAAAUCGGCCACCCGAGUCACCGGAGGCCCUGCCACCCCACGCAAGGGACCGCCUAAGUUCAAGCAGAGGCAGACCCGUCAGUUCAAGAGCAAGCCUCCAAAGAAGGGAAUCCAGGGCUUUGGUGAUGAUAUCCCUGGAAUGGAGGGCUUGGGCACAGACAUUACCGUCAUUUGCCCAUGGGAGGCCUUCAAUCAUCUGGAGCUGCAUGAGCUGGCCCAGUACGGUAUCAUCUGAGCCUUCCUGUGAUCCACCAAGGACUACAGGCUGUCCAAGCACUUCAAACCAUCUGCCUCAGGCUCCGUCUCUUAGCUUUAAAUGGAACUACUCCAAAAGAACUUACUGUAACAAACACAAAAAAUGGAAAAACAGAAAAAACCUCUCCAAAAAAAGUCCUCUUUCACUGGAUUCUUCUGAUUCUGCAGCUCAGUCACCUCUUGUGCUCAUUUUUAGGACCUUCUGUUUUCAUUCUCAUUUCUUCAUUAGCUCUGCACUGUCACUCUAAAAACUUUUGUAUCCUCUUUUCUACUUUCUCUUUCCCUCAGAGUGCUUCUUCUUCUUCUGUCCUUCUUCUGUCCUUCUUCUCACGGAAAAAACAUGAAACUUACGCAAGCAAGGCAGCCUCAAAUUGAGUUUAAGUGACAAACCCGUGGAGUGGGUGGGUUCCCACUUCAUGUGCUUCAGCGCCUCUUUCUCACCUCAGAGGCUUGUCCAUCAAUGCUGAAACUAUCAAAAUAAAACAACCUCAAUUCUGUAGAGAGACUGGACACCAGCUUGCCAUUGCUGAGCGUAAACUUUCAGUGGGAUAAAUGAUCACAUAUCCCUCUUUUCCCUCUGUUUUAACUGCUCCCAUCUUCACCAGGACAUGCAAAUUUCUGAAACCAAAUCAUGUAUUUUGCAUUCAAAACAAAAAACUUGUAAAUGUCUGUACGUAGGGAAGUAUUCUCAAGGAAAGAGGCAGUUUCCAUAAAAUGUAACCUUAUUUUUAUGACAAAAUGAUCUCAUCACUGUUACAAUACUUGCAACAUACCAGUGUGUGAUUUGGCACAUCGUUAGUAUGUGUUAUUUUGUAUUUUAUAAUUUACUUCAUGAGAAUUUCCCACACUGACAUUUUAGCUGGGGAGAUACUAUUGUGUUUGCUUAUCUUAACAUUAGAAUGAAUUCUCUGAUAUUUGUGUAUCUCCCUUGUAUAAUAUGAAUGUAUAUCGGAUCAAUGAUUCUUUGUUUGCAUGUUUAUUUCUCAUAUUUUCACAGGACACUGUUGUGCCCCAUAUGUUCAACUUUAUAUUUGUGUUUUUGAGCUCAAUUUGUUAGUGUUGUUGUCUUUUAAAGUAGUUACACAUUUUCCUCAUUGUCCAUCAUCUUUCAUCAAUUAUUCAGUGUUUCAUUCGUGUAAACACUUAACCCUACAUAGAAAUGUUAAAAACAUUUUUAAAAAAUCUGUCGAACACAUUUGAAGAGACCAACAUCUAAGUCUGAUUUGAUCUCUUCACAUUUGUUUUUCUUAGCAAUGUAAGUUCACAACACUGAUCCAAGGAUAAGAUGUAAAAAAGAGCAUUUGAAUAUUUGUUUUUGGAUUAAUCUUUACAUGAUGUUUCCAGCGAAUGCACCUCUUCAGUGAAGGAAGGCAGAGGGGUGAGUGGGAUGAAUGCAAAGAUGUGUAAUGGAGCUUUGUCCUCUCUACAGGACGAGGAAAAAAAAAUAAAGUUAAAAAAACAGGAAAAUAAA
Sphaeramia orbicularis (orbiculate cardinalfish) is the source of this 1971-nucleotide messenger RNA. It is a transcript of the gene pde6gb, whose product is annotated as phosphodiesterase 6G, cGMP-specific, rod, gamma, paralog b. Gene Ontology annotation, cellular component: photoreceptor outer segment membrane. Gene Ontology annotation, molecular function: cGMP binding; 3',5'-cyclic-nucleotide phosphodiesterase activity. Bases 217 to 480 code for a protein of 87 amino acids. Gene Ontology annotation, biological process: positive regulation of epidermal growth factor receptor signaling pathway; visual perception; positive regulation of G protein-coupled receptor signaling pathway. NCBI's taxonomy places the organism in Eukaryota, Metazoa, Chordata, Actinopteri, Kurtiformes, Apogonidae. The transcript is spliced from 4 exons. The record is from RefSeq and is a predicted model, not a curated record.